Prorocentrum cordatum is the source of this 164-nucleotide messenger RNA. Lineage: Eukaryota; Dinophyceae; Prorocentrales; Prorocentraceae. The record is from the annotation of a GenBank genome assembly.
CCGUGCGGGCGCUCGGCGCCCCGCGGCGCCGCAGCUCCCUCCUCGGGGGGGCCGCGCCCUGGCGCGCAUGCGAGGAGGAGGGCGGGAGGGAGGAGGAGGAGGAGGAGCGCCCAUCGCCGCGGCCUUGCGGCAACCGCGGCGGAAGGCAGCGUGCAAAUCUGUAA